Messenger RNA from Aspergillus aculeatus ATCC 16872, 1164 nucleotides. RefSeq lists its product as uncharacterized. The transcript has 2 exons. The coding region runs from base 1 to 1164 and encodes 387 amino acids. The record is from RefSeq and is a predicted model, not a curated record. Lineage: Eukaryota; Fungi; Ascomycota; Eurotiomycetes; Eurotiales; Aspergillaceae.
AUGGUGCGGCUGCGUCAAGUCUUCUCUCCUGCGUUUCUCAUCGCGGCGCUUGCCGCCAGUUCCUGGUGGCAGCCCGCGGUCGCUGCGGACGGCGAUCUCGCGAAGCUCAGCAAACUGUUCAAAUAUAGUACGGAUCCGGGCGCAGCUGAUGUGGGAGGUCUGCCCUCCGACACGGACCUGCAGACUCUCUUGACCGAUGCGCUCACGCUCGCCAACGCCGGGGUGGCCGCUGCGACGGACGCCCUCGCCGGCAAGGCGGAGGCAGAGCGACUGAUGAACUCCCUGUUCAUGUCCCCCAGCGAGUCGGACCUCCAAACCAUUCAGAAGCGCUUCAAUGGGGUGGUGACCUAUCUCACCAGUGGCGGGAAGAUCAACAACGGCGCUCAGAAGACGAAGCCGUUUCUGCUGUACGGCGACGGGUGGCGCAUCCGGCAGGAUAUGAAGAGCGAGCUGCGCAACGCCGACGGAGAGACCAUCCCCAAGGCCGAUGGAUCGGGCAACGUGCUCAUUGAGGAUGAUUCGCUGAUGGUGCAGAAGCAGCAGCAGGCGAAAACCAUCGCAGAGAAGGACGCCGUUGCGCAGGGCAAGUCCGCGAGCGAGGCCGAGGACCAGUAUCCCUACUGGAGCGACUCAAUCCAGUCCUACACCUUCGACAAGAAAUGGGGGGAUUCACCCACCGUCGGCGUCUUUGACUCAGGUUCCUCGGCCAUUGCCUUCACCCUCAUGGAUACCGACAAGGCGCUCAUCAACCUCGGUCCCAAGGCCCUACGAGGCGGCCGCCUGCACGCGGUUGACGUGACCGCCGUCGCCAACAGUUUGUUUGAGGACCACACGCCUCCCACCGGAAGCACCAUUACCUCGAUCGCCGAGGUAGCCCCCCAAGCCACCGCCAUAUUCCACGAGCUGUUCCACCUGGUCUGGGGCGACAGUCUCAUGUACCCCUCCGUUGGGGAGGAGUACCAGUUUCAACGGAUGACGGGCUACGAGAGCCGAGGCAGUGGGAAGAAAGCGUUCACCAAGAGAUACGCCAUGCGUAACCCGCAGAGCUAUGCCUAUGCUGCGAUCGCCUACGAUUACACGCAAAAUGUGCAGUACAAGAUUUCCAACAAGAAGUCGGCCCCUGUUGAGUUCUUCACGGGUUUUGCUUCCUACGAGAAGAGCUAG